ACGGUUAUGUUCUGACGUCAUCCAGGAAGUGGAGAACAGAAAUUCAUACAAGCUGCUCUAGAGUGUUAGCCAAAUGAAAGUAAUUAUUAAGGUUCAUUUCGCCAGAUAGUUAUCACCGGUUAUUAGUGUCAGACUGUGUUGAUUUUUAGUGGCCAGAUUUGAAAACUCGUACAGUCAACUGUUAUGGUGAAACAAGCAUGCAACAAAUAUUAGGAAAUAUCGCAAAGGAUCAGAGCGAUAGACAAGAUGAACAUGAUCACAUUCUUUAUCGUGGGACUUCUGGUCCAUGUGGUCUUCUUCAUCUCCAUAUUUGACAUCUACUUCACAUCACCUUUGGUUCAUGGUAUGAGUCCUCAACAUGUGCCCUUACCCUCGCCCGCCAAGCGCCUGGUGCUCUUUGUGGCAGAUGGUCUGAGGGCCGACAGCAUGUUUACGCCCAACAUCAACCGCACCAGCAGGACGCCCUAUUUAAGGAGUGUAAUUGAGGAGAGCGGUUCAUGGGGAGUGUCACACACACGUGUACCUACAGAAUCCCGUCCUGGACAUGUGGCGCUUAUAGCGGGCUUUUAUGAGGAUGUCAGUGCUGUGGCUAAAGGCUGGAAGGAGAAUCCAGUGGAGUUUGACUCUGUGUUUAAUGAAAGUAGGUACACAUGGUGUUGGGGAAGUCCUGACAUCCUGCCCAUGUUCGCUAAAGGAGCGAGUGGAGAUCAUGUGUACACUCACACUUAUCCUGCUGCGAUGGAGGACUUCGCCUCAAAGGACGCCUCCAAACUAGAUACCUGGGUGUUCGAUCAAGUGAAGGACUUCUUCAGAUCGGCCAAAGAGAACCAAACUCUCCUGUCUCAAUUGCGUGAAGAUAAGAUAGUGUUUUUUCUUCAUCUUCUGGGAAUCGACACCAACGGACACGCCCACCGGCCCAUGUCAAAGGAGUAUCUGGACAACAUUGGCCUGGUUGACGGCGGAGUGGCCGAGAUCGUUUCUGUGUUGGAGGAGUUCUUUGGGAAUGAUGAGAGAACAGCGUACGUUUUCACAGCUGAUCACGGCAUGACAAACUGGGGGUCGCAUGGAGCCAGUCAUCCAUCAGAGACCCUCACGCCCUUAGUGGUGUGGGGGGCCGGAGUUCAGAGAGCUCAGAGAACCGCCACUUUUCAAAAUCAUGACAAUGACGACUACGUCAGAGACUGGGGGCUGGAGACGUACAGGAGGAUUGAUGUCAACCAGGCUGAUAUUGCACCACUCAUGUCAUCUCUAAUCGGGGUUCCCAUUCCACUCAACUCUGUGGGUGUCCUGCCACUCGAGUACCUCAAUAACAGCCAGCAUUUCAAAGCCGAAAGCAUGUAUGCGAAUGCUGUUCAAAUCCUGGAGCAGUUCAAGGUGAAAAUGAUGCAGAAAAAGGAGACCACUUUGUCAUUUCUCUUCACGCCAUUCCAACCUCUGACUGAUUCGAAAAUGACUGAGUUUAUGAGUCACACAAGAUCACUCAUCCAGAAAGGGCGCUUUGAUGAAGCUAUUCCUCAGUGUGAGGUUCUGAUAGAUCAGGCCAUGCAGGGAUUGUCCUACUACCACACCUACGACCGCCUUUUCCUGGGCUGCAGCGUUGUCUUAGGUUUCAUCGGAUGGACAUCUUAUGUGGUUUUGGUCAUCCUGAAGACUCAUGCCAGCCUGCGCAAACCACCUGCAAGCAGAGACACGAUGGCAGCAAGACGUGUGGGUCGGGUGUUUUUGUGCGUAGGCCUGCUGGUGUCUCUCUUCCUGUUUCUUCAGGCCAGUUCCUUCACCUACUACAUCUACUGCCUGCUGCCUGUCGCCGUGUGGUACGGCGUCCUGAAAGAAUUCGGGAUCCUUGUCGAUCUUAUCAGAUCCGUUCCUUCCCUGCGCCUGAUCAGAUGCUUUGGAUAUUUUGUUCUAGCUACAUUUGGGUUAGAGCUACUGGUUGUGAGUUUUUUCUAUCGGGCCAUGUUGACCCUGGGACUGAUAGCGUUGGCACUGUGGCCUGUCCUCUCAGGGCUUUAUAGAAAAUCCAAGUCCAGGUCAGUGAGCUGGGUGUUGAGCUGCUUGUGCUUGGCAGUGUUUCCUCUAUUGCCUGUUGUCGGACGAGAACCCAACACCAACUACGUGUUAUGCGCUGGAGCUAUAACGCUGUUCGCGUCGUUCCCCUACAUCUUUUCACGUCGACACAUGGGCCUGCAUACGAAGGAUCGUUGGCUGUUUAUUGGCCAGAUGUUGCAAGUGGCGCUGUGCACAUACGUGCUUUUAAGCACACACUCCAGUCUGCAACUCAAACAAGGCCUGCCGCUCUUCAAUCAGCUCGUCAGCUGGCUCUCUCUGGCGUCGUCGUUUUUUGUGCCGCUGCUGAGUUCUACGCGACUCUUCUACAGACUGCUGAGUAUUCUCAUGUCCCUCUUCUGUGUGUACCUUCUCCUCAGCACCGGGUACGAGGCCAUGUUUCCUCCCGUACUGUCAUGGCUGAUGUUUGUGUGGAUCCACAUGGAGCAGGAAACCGUGGACGCGCACAGAAUGUCCAGCAGAAAUGAGCUCUCACGCAUUGAUUUUGCUGAAAAUAUCGACUUAUCCAGAAUCAGGCAGCUGAGUUUGGACGAUAUCAGAAGAUCGUACUUUUUUGUAUUCUUCAUAAUCGUUGCAUUCUUCGGCACAGGAAACAUUGCCUCCAUCAACAGUUUUGACCCAGCUUCUGUCUACUGCUUUCUAACGGUCUUUAAUCCUUUUAUCAUGGGUGGACUUUUAAUGUGGAAGGUCCUGAUUCCAUUCAUAAUAGUAAUGUGCACAUUUGAAAGUGUUCAAGUGUCAACACGGCUUUCGUCACGAAGUCUUUUCCUCAUCGUGCUGGUCAUCUCUGAUUUGAUGGCACUGCACUUCUUCUUCUUGGUGAAAGACUACGGAAGCUGGCUUGAUAUCGGCACAAGCAUUAGUCACUACGUCAUUGUCAUGACCAUGACCAUCUUCCUGAUGCUGCUGAGUGUGAUGACGCACAUCCUGACCUCGAAUAAACUCCAGAUUGGACAAAAAGUGAAGGUGCACUUUAAGUGAUCUGUUUUAGACAGUGCUGGGAAAAAGAAAACGCUUUAGGUGUUAGGGCGGCAUCCUGGUUAUAACAACACUUGGUUUGCACUCUAAGUACAGUACAAUUUCUUGUAAGGACACUUCCGGCAAAGACACUAUUUGGAGGGAGGUUGGUUUGGGGCUAUGCAAAUCUUCACCCAUAAACUUGCGGGAAAUUGAGCAUGCUCUGAAAAGGAAACAGGAAAACGAGCAUGCUGCCGUAACUCUUAUUUUCAGUAUUGGUAUGAAUAGUACAGUUCUCGUGCCAUAUUGUUUGAACUAAAAGAAAUAAACACAUGAUGUGUUGGUGAGACUGUGUGUGCUUCAUAACAUGUGUAAAAAAAAAAAAAAAAAAAAAAGAGGUACUUAUAAAACUAUACUGAUUGAUUUUAUUUGUGCAUUUAUUUAAUUUUUAAAAAAAAAAUCUUCCACAUGAAUAAUUUAUGCAAAUCAGAUUGGAAAGCUUGAAUACUUUUUUGGUUUGUGCUAAAUGUGGACUAUGUACAUGUGAUGACUUAAGCUGUACUGUUAAAGGGCUACUUUUUUAAAUAAUACUGUAUCUUUUUUUUUUUUUGGUUUCUGUUUGGUGUUUAUUAACUUUAUAUCGGACAGAAUAAAGCGUGAUACUGAGAUCGGAUUAAGAACAUCGUCAGUCUUUCUUUUUUUGUUUGUUUUUGUGGAUUGAUUUAUUGAUUAAAACACACUGUAGAGACAGAAAAAGGUGUUUCCUAUUAUAUGAGCUUUACUUGAUCUUGUUCUUGACAUUAGCCUAACAUUAGCUUAUUUAUGUCAUUACAGUCCCCAACGAAAAUAUUAGAACGUCAAGGCCAAUUCUGUUGUUUUCGCUAUACAUUGAAGACAUUUGGGUUUGACAUCAAAAGACGAAUAAGAGAUGAUAGAUCAGAAUUUCAGCGUCAUUUUCUUAUACUUACAUAUACUUACAAGAUGUCCAGGGUUUUUUUUUUUCUUAAAGUGAUCAAAAAUAUUGGAACACGUGACUAACAGGUGUUUCUUGCUGCCCAGGUGUGCCCUGUUAGGUUGAUUGUUUAAAGAAUGAAUAGCUUUGAAUGUCAACUGUUCAAAUGGUUUGAGCCUACAGUUUCGCCUGUGAAGACUGCAUUUGUUGUUAAAAAGGAUAAACCAACAUGAAGACCGGAGAGCUAUCUAUGGGAGAAAAGCGUGCCGUUUUGAAGCUGAGAAAAGAGGGAAAAUCAAUCAGCUACAAAAGUUCUGGAACCAAGAUGAACCACCACCAGAGUGAUGGAAAGUCCAAAGUGUGGAAAAAGAAAGGAUCUGCUCAUGAAACAAAACAUACAAGCGCAUCUGUGAAACAUGGUGGAGGUAGCGUCAUGGCUUGGGCUUGCAUGGCAGCUUCUGGAAUAUUCUCACUAAUCUUUAUUGAUGAUGGAACUCAUGAUGGUAGCAGCAGAAUGAAUUCAGAAGCUUACAGGAAAAUUUUGUCACCAAUUUACAGAGAAAUGCAUCCAAUCUAAUUGGAAGGAACUUUCAUGCAACAAGACAUUGACCCAAAACACACUGUCAACUCAACAAAGGACUACAUCAGGGGAGAAAAGUGAAAGGUUUUAGACUGGCCAAGCCAAUCACCAGAUCUUAACCCAGUUGAGCAGCAUUUCACCUCCUGAAGAGGAGACUGAAGGGAGAAACCCCCUGAAACAAACAGCAACUGAAAAAAGCUGAAGUACAAGCCUGGAAAAGCAUCCCAGGGAGCAAGGAUGCAAGCAAGGGAUUUGCAGCCAAAUAUGAAUUCUUAUUUAUUUUAAAGUACUUCAAGACUUAUCUGUUCUGUUACUUUUGCACACCUAAAAAUUGGGUCACCCUUAUCCAGAGUGACUUACAUUUAUCUCAUUCAUACAUCUGAGCAAUUGAGGGUAAAGGGCCUUGCUCAAGGGCCCAACAAUGAGCUUCUCAUGACCUUCUGAGCAGUAGACAAACACCUUCACCACUAAGCUACCACUACCCACUGCGUUUAACACAUCUACAUGUGAAUAUCAUGAAAUGAAAGCUGAAAUUCUGUUCUAUCGUCUCAUAUUCGGGCCCCUUUUGAUCUCAGACCCAAAUGUAUUCCAAAAACGAAAGGAAUGUCUUUGCCGUUCCAAUACUUUCAGAGGGGAUUGUAUGUAUAAUAAUGCAAAAUCCUUUUAGAUGACGCGAGUCUUCCAAGAUGAUUUUUAACUUUGAUGCAUUUACUGAUCCGGAAUGGUUCAGAUGAUCUGCGAAGUAACAGCAUAACUGCUUAUCCAGCUGGUUGCUUCUGGUUCAUAUUUACAGUCUCUAUUUUUAACUUUGCUUCAUGUAACAUAGCUCAAGCAUCUCAGAAAAUCGCCUCUUGCGUUUUAGGAUCAAAUAGGAUCAACUUUUAAUCUUCUAACAGUGCUAAUCAACAUUGAGAUUUUCACAACCCUGGGGAUGCAGAGGUGUUUUUUUUUUUUUUGGUAGGGGUCUGUCUGUCUGUAUGUAUUAAUGUAUAUGUGUGUGCGUGUGUACGUGUGUGUUUGACUUAAUUUGAAUUUCAUUAUUAUCUCAGACCAUGCCACUACUUCCUUCCUCUGUCUGUGGCUACUCAAGGGAGACUUAAGAAUUUUCCAACUACACACAGAUUCUUUUAAGCAUCUUCUGCAUUAAUCAAAAUAAACCAGCUGGAGAGGUUGACAUUUGUAACAUAAAGGUAUAGCACAAAGCGAAAUAGAAAGAAGCUGAGUGAAACUAGUAUGCUCGGUUUGAGGAAACUGCUUAGAGGUGCUAUGUGCAAUUAGUGUGAAGGACAAAGCAGCUAGUGUUACAAGGCCCUCCCACCUCUCUCUCUCUCUCUCUCUCUCUCUCUCUCUCUCUCUCUCUCUCUCUCUCUCUUUUUUCUGUCUCACACAAAUGCACACACUCACAGACCACACACAUGCCUGCAGCUCAGUUUAGAGAAACAGUGCAGUUCCUACCUAAAUGAAGAUGGGGGGACUGAGACACCAGCACUAUGCUCUACUUCCUCUAGCGCUGUCUAUACAAUCCAGCUUCUGCUCUAGUGGGAAGGGAAUAUGCCAUAGGUGCUGGGGUUGACUGCAGAAAACGCUGCUCUCUCUGAAACCUACUGUCCAACCAUUGCAGGAAAGGAGGAAGAGAACAACGGUUGUGCUUUACUGAUCAAACUGAGCGUUGUUGAUAUAAAGUGGUUACAGCUGUUAUGUCCCUGACUGUUACCUUAUGAGUGCUGUGUGGAGAGACAAAAAUAACUUCUCAAAUUCUCUGCCAAAAGAUCCAUUUACAUUUUUGAUUCUCUUAACCUCAGGUAUUUCAAUAAUAAUAAUAAUAAUAAUAAUAAUAAUAAUAAUAAUAAUAAUAAUAAUUAAAGGCAGCUAACUUGCAUAAGAUGAACUGCUAGUUUUCUUGGUAAGGUUCUUUAAAGGUGAAGUUUAAUAUUUAUAAAUUUCCUACUAAUCCAAAUUAACUGUAUAAAUAUGUGGAAAUUGUUUUUAAAAAACAACUGUUGUGUAUUAUCGGUUAUCGGGCUGAGAAACCAACAGUGUUUUCAUCAGGAUGCUUGUCUGUAUGUACGUGUAUCUCCUGUCUGUCUUUUUACAGAAACGCCCCAACUCCUCUUCACCUCAGUCUGUUCAGAAAGGGUUAAUGUAUCUUAAGAGCAAUGGUUCUGAAUUCACCCCACCCCCCUUUUAAAAAUAUUGUUACCAUGGUGGAAAUCACAACCUACUGUCAUCAAAUAUAUCAUAUUUAUUAUAGUGUUCAGUUGACUCUUGUAUAUUUGAAUAAAUAGCCUAAUAUUUAAAUUGUUUGGAUCGUGUUUCAUUUAUUUUACAGUUAAAGGGGUCUCUAGAUGAAAAAAGGUUUGAGUACACAUGCUUUAAAAAAAAAAGCAAGGGAAGGAGAGGGCUGCGUGGUGUAAAUUGAGGAUUUGGUGCCUUCUGCUGUCUAACACAGAGAACGGCAAAUACAAUAACUGCAAAGAAAAAAAAGAAGAAGAAGAAG
Molecule: messenger RNA, 7053 nt
Organism: Ictalurus punctatus (channel catfish)
Lineage: Eukaryota; Metazoa; Chordata; Actinopteri; Siluriformes; Ictaluridae
Gene: pign
Product: phosphatidylinositol glycan anchor biosynthesis, class N
Exons: 30
Coding region: 247-3048 (933 amino acids)
Biological process (GO): GPI anchor biosynthetic process
Cellular component (GO): endoplasmic reticulum membrane
Molecular function (GO): mannose-ethanolamine phosphotransferase activity
Source: RefSeq, a predicted model, not a curated record